GGCGGCGGGCAGGCGUGGGGGAGGAGAGAGCAGCUCCGCUCUCAGAAGCGGUUUGUCUUUGAAAAGCCAUCAGAGGUGGAACGCAGAGUUCCAGAGGCUGGCGUGAUAGACAAGCCCGGUGUGUAUGAGCUCAGCAAAGGACCAACAGGUGUUUCUAGGAUUCAUUUGGUUCCUGGCUUCAUUGACUCGGAACAGGCAGACUGGAUGUUUGAACAACUCCUCCAAGACAUACCAUGGGGUCAGAGAACUCACACCAGGCAGGAAGGAUCUUUUGAGGAGCCACGGCUUACCUCCUGGUAUGGGGAACUUCCCUACACUUACUCCAGGAUAACAAUGCAGCCAAACCCACAUUGGCAUCCUGUGCUGACCAUGCUAAAGGAGCACAUAGAGGAGUUCACUGGCCAUACCUUCAACUCCCUUCUCUGCAACCUGUACCGAAAUGAGAAGGAUAGUGUGGACUGGCACAGUGAUGAUGAGCCAUCACUGGGAAAAAAUCCCGUCAUUGCCUCGCUCAGCUUUGGUGCCACCCGGAUCUUUGAGAUGAGGAAGAAACCCUCCCCUGAAGAUAAUGGAGACUAUACUUAUGUAGAGAGGCUAAGAAUCCCGCUUGAUCAUGGGACUCUGCUGAUGAUGGAAGGAGCUACCCAGGAGGACUGGCAGCAUCGAGUACCCAAGGAGUACCAUUCCAGAAAUGCACGUAUCAACUUGACUUUUAGGAUCAUUUAUCCGGAACCUGAUGGAGCUUGGAAGUGAAGAGGCACUUUGGGCAUUGUUGAAUAUGAAUCACAGGAGGCCAAGAGCCUCAGAUUCAAAAGAAGCCUCCAGGAAGGAGUUCUGAGAAAUGUCUGAUGGGGAAGAGAACUGAUGUCAUGAAGAUCUUCGACAAUCAGAAGUUACCUGUUAUGCAAGCUGUGCUGUUUUGUUUUCAGAAGUGGUGUGCUUUCAGGUGAUGUUAAAUCAUACACUUGGUUUGCAAAAGAAUAAUUAUUCUUAAAAGAACAUGGAAGCUCUGAGAGGUACUGACCAGAGCAGUCAGCAGCUCAGAAUUGGCUCUAGGUUGCUGUACCAGAGUUUGCCUGGCCUACCUGUUGUUAGGAGCCAGUAAGCUGUGAUUGCUUACCUCGAUGUUAAGCCAGGUACACUGUGUGCAUGGUUCUUGCUGCAGCUGAAUGGAACCCGCUGCACUGAACUAGAACAUUGGUUUGGUGUGUCUUCAUUCUGUUUCAAGUAGAAUCCAAGCACGAGUAAAUACUUAAUGCUGUGUAACAUAUUAGAAAACCUCUUCAGUGCAAGAGUAAGUUGGUGUUAGAAAGAUGUCUGUCUUCUCUUAACCAACAUUUUCUGUAGUUUAAAUUUGUUACUUAACAGGAGUGGUCAGAUUGUCAAUAUUCAGUUAUGCCCAAAUGUUAAGGUGUCGAUGACCUACAGGACAGGCUGUUGAGCUCUUUAAUUCCUGUGCAUCAGCUAAAUUUAUUAACUUCUUUAUCUAAAUUACCAAACAGCUUUAGAUAUAGCUUAUUCUUCUAAAAGGAAUGAAUGUUGUUAGAAAACCUUCUUCGUUAUCUAAUAAUAAUAACCUUCUUCAUCCCAGUUCCUAUAGAAAUAUGUUUUUGGAAAUAUAUUUUCAAUCUGAUGUUAAUUCCUUCAAUUUGAAUCUAAGUUCUAGGCUCUGUGAUGCACGUCCUGAGAACGAGCAUUGAAGCAGGUGGCCAUUUCCUUUAAUGUUUGUUUUGUUCAGGUAACUGAUAUUUUGUUUAUUAUCCCAUAUGCAUGCCCAGUUCUGGCAGUUCUUAGAGUGUUUUCCCUUAAGCAAGGAGCUCUGCAGACUUCUCCAGGUAUUCUGACAAGGCAACAUUUUAGCAUCUGUCAGCUCAGACAAGCUACAUUUGUUCACACUGUGUUACCUGUAGUCAUGCUGCUUGAGCGAGUAGGAGGCGGGGACUACUGGGAGCCUUUAAAUCCCCAAACUUCAGCCUAUGGAAAUGGCAAUUGGUUUUAAUUCAAUGAAGCCCUGGUGCGUGACUGAUGGCAGGGCUGUGCUGAGGAAAAACAGUUUUUUGCUUACUUUCUUAGCCUCAAUUUACAGUGUUAGCAAAUUGUAGUUUAGUUUAUUUGCUCUGAGCUGUGAGAAGACAAAGAUUUACCCCAAAAUAAAACAAUUUACAAGAGAA
Messenger RNA from Meleagris gallopavo (turkey), 2171 nucleotides. The record is from RefSeq and is a predicted model, not a curated record. NCBI's taxonomy places the organism in Eukaryota, Metazoa, Chordata, Aves, Galliformes, Phasianidae.